Strongylocentrotus purpuratus (purple sea urchin) is the source of this 1849-nucleotide messenger RNA. RefSeq lists its product as uncharacterized. Bases 1147 to 1743 code for a protein of 198 amino acids. The transcript is spliced from 2 exons. The record is from RefSeq and is a predicted model, not a curated record. Gene Ontology annotation, molecular function: G protein-coupled receptor activity. Gene Ontology annotation, cellular component: membrane. Lineage: Eukaryota; Metazoa; Echinodermata; Echinoidea; Camarodonta; Strongylocentrotidae. Gene Ontology annotation, biological process: adenylate cyclase-activating adrenergic receptor signaling pathway.
UAUACCCCGAUCUUGUCAAGAGUUGAUAGUAAACAUUUCCCAAGAUUGAUUUGUGUGAGGGUGUUCAUCGCUCAGUAAAUAUUGGGACGCGCUACAAAAGAAUAAUUUCUUUGUUGACGCAAAAGCCGUAUCUAGGUAAGGUCCAUGGUUGAACGAAUCGGUUGUAUGAAUCAUUUGUUUCAUUUUGACCUCUUUCGUCAUGACGGGUUUUCCCUUUUCGUGUGUGGACAAAAGUAUAUUCUCGUCAUUUCUUGAUCUGUAUUGCUCCAACUCUACUUCCCACUUCAGCACAAUCUGAAAAUGGUAAAUAGAAUUUGAUUUAUAGCAGUCAGUGUACUUCAUAACUAUUUACUACAUUACUACAUAUAUACGUCGUUUGAGUCACUUAGUCUGUGAAACCAUCGUCGUGCAUCCUGUUAAUCUCCAUAUCAUAAGACGAAUCGACGACGAAAUAAUUAUGGAAGGUAAUAUUAUUAUCUCAACAACCAUGGCCAUCAUGACUAACAGGAGUAGCGAUACGGAUCUAUUUGUGUUUGAAGAUUACAACCAGCGAAUUGCUAUAGCCAUUAUCCUCUGUAUCAUCUUCAUUGUGGGAGCCAUCGGCAACACACUCGUCAUCACCGCCGUAGGGCUUUCCCGUAAACUUCGCUCAUCCACCAACUGGUUGGUCGUCAACUUGGGCUGUUCCGACCUGCUUACAUGCCUCUCCCUCCCGUUUAAUGUUGUCGCCUUGCUAAGCCGUGACGGAUGGCCUUUGCCCGGUUGGAUCUGCGCUGCUAAUUCGGCCGUGAUACUGGUCUGUCUGGGUGCCAGCGUCAUGACGCUGGCCCUCAUUGCCUAUAACCGCUGGUACCUGCUGACAAAGUCUAGUAUACACUUCCAGAAACUCUACACUACUAGAAACAUAUGCUUCAUGGUGCUUAGCGCUUGGCUAUAUCCAGCUCUUUUGGUUCUGGUACCUCACUUUGCUGGGUUGGGCCGACUGGGAUACUCUUACGAGUACAAGGCAUGCUCGCAGGAUACGUCACUUCCCACUUCAGACUUGUAUAGUCUCACAGCCGGGCAUUGGCAAUCAUCCCUGUGUUCAUUGUCAUUGUUGUUAUCUACGUUCGGAUCUAUCUCUUCAUUUCCAGACAAAGUAAAAAGAUGAACAAGCUCAAAAAGGAAGGAGCACCCAAGGCGUGUGGCAUAGACAAUGUGAACGUGGAAAUUAGCUCAUCAGAGGUUCCCUCGAUUGAACCGAGUACUCUCACAUCUGAAGAGACAACUUCAAACAUUGACACAUCACCAUCAACCGUAAUAGAUAUAUUAAAUGGAGAGGGCACAUUGACAGCCAGUGAGAAUCUACCAAAGAACACACCCCUUGAAAUUUCUGAGAAUCAUUCAAGGCGGUCUCCAGAAUAUAUAGCUAAUCAGAAGCGUCCAAGAUCCAUCAAGAAAAAGUUUCCUGAUAACAAGGCAAAACCACACCUGAACAAGUACAACGUCACGGUUACGAAACGACUUGCUAUUGUGGUGCUAGCAUUCAUCAUCUGCCUGCUCCCGUUUGGUGUGAGCGUUGUUGUUCCUCCUAGUGACCCGGGCGUCCCCUGGACAGGCCUGAUGUUGACCAUCAACAGUUGCGUCAACCCUCUGAUUUACGCCAGGACAAUGCCAGAGUUCCGCAAGGUGAUGCUAGCUAUCAUUCGCUGUCGCCUCAAGGACAUCACUGAGCCAAUCGCAUGCAUCCGUCGCUUUCGUUAAUGGAAUGGGAUAGUCCAAGUAGAACGACAAUCCACGAGAAAGUUUCAAAGCCAGACAUUGUCUGUCACGUGGACUAUAGCAUUAGUAGGUCCAUGGCUAUAGCCAA